This is a messenger RNA of Ruditapes philippinarum (Manila clam), 2002 nucleotides long. RefSeq lists its product as uncharacterized. The record is from RefSeq and is a predicted model, not a curated record. The transcript is spliced from 2 exons. Lineage: Eukaryota; Metazoa; Mollusca; Bivalvia; Venerida; Veneridae. The coding region runs from base 76 to 1533 and encodes 485 amino acids.
UCCAAUACGAUAUCAACGUGACCCGGUACAAACAAAGAUCAGCUGAUCGCCAUAUUGUAAUAUCGUCGUAUCAAAAUGCCAACUAAAAGAUGUUCGUGGGGGACUUGUAACAGCGACAGCCGAUACUCACACAAGGAUUGGAUGAAGGAUGUUUCUUUUCUUCCCUUCCCUAAGCCAGCGAUUGACUUGGAGAGGUGUCGUCUGUGGAUUAAACAGUGUGGUCGUCCCCACAGCGACUUGUCAGUUGACAAGAUCAGACCUCAUCACUUUGUUUGUUCGAAGCACUUCAUUGAUGGAAGUAAAGAUCCGGUAGCAGCUAAAUAUCCAUCUGCAUCUACACCCAAAGCCAGGUCAGACAGGAAGAGGCCAGCUGAGUCCUUACCAGUAACACCAAAGAUGAAACAGAAGCAUGCUGACCAACCUUUAGAUCUACCAGGUGUGCAGACUGAGAACAUUAGUGAUACAGUGAUUACUCUCCCCAUGUUUCAUGACAUUCUAGACUCAAAUCCUUCUUGUAAUUCUGAAAAUGAUCUAUGUUGUGAAGAAAAUGUUAAUGUCAAUGAUCAGAACAACAAUGUUACAUCUGAUAACACAUCAAUUUGUGCAAGUAAAGAUAAGUUUUUUGUAGACAAUGUGACAGAAAAUGACAAAGACUGUUUCUAUUAUACUGGUGUUCCAACUUUAGUUCUAUUACAUUUCUUAUUUUCAUGGAUUAAACCUUCAGCUCAGAAAAUCAAACUGUGGGAUGGAAAGAGAAAACAUUUGCCAGGAAGAAAAGGUGGUAGACAGAAUAGGAAACUGUCUCUUUUUCAUGAAAUGAUUUUGACUCUUGUUAAGAUUAGAAGAGGCUAUGGCAACAAACAUCUCUCUUAUCUAUUUCAUGUAUCUGAAAGUCAUGUGUGUCGCAUUUUUCUAGCUUGGGUAAAUCUGUUGAGUCAGUGCCUCAGUCCACUCAUUAUCUGGCCUUCUAAAGAAAUAAACAAGGCAAACUUACCAAAGAGCUUUUCAAAUUAUCCUAGAACCCGGGCAAUUAUUGAUUGCACUGAAUAUUAUGUUCAAAAACCUCUACGUCCUGCAGCUCAGAAAGCAACAUGGUCUUCAUACAAACACUCUAACACCUUAAAACAGUUAAUAGCCAUUACUCCAAGUGGAGCUAUUUCAUUUUUAUCUGAUGUUUACAGUGGCUCAAUUUCUGAUGCAGCUAUUGUAAGAGAAUCCAAAUUUGUAGACUUAGUGGAAGAAACUGAUGAUAUAAUGGCUGACAGAGGGUUUAAUAUUCGGCAUCUUCUUCUGCCAAAGAAGGCUACUUUAAAUAUACCUGCUUUUACACAUGGGAAGGUGUUAAGUUCUAAGGCUUUGAAAAGAUCUAGAGGUAUAGCCAAAGUCAGAAUUCAUGUGGAGAGGGCAAUAUGUAGAAUGAAGACCUUUAAAAUUCUGUCCGGCAUCAUACCACUUAAAUUCAGAUUUAUUUUAUUUCAAAUCACCAAAAUUGUUGCAGUUUUGUGUAACCUUCAGCCUUGCCUUGCACAAUGACUCCAAUACUCUGGGUUUCCCCUGUAAAUUGGGAACAUAACCGAUAUCCAGAUAUCAUAUAGUUGCAGUUUUGGUGAAGUUUUUGCAUGUAAAACAAAGCAAAAAAUAGAAAAAGAUAGAUGUAUUAUCAUAGAUAUAUUUAUUUUCCAUAUCUAUUGUGUAAAAUCAUGUUCAUAAAGUUGUUAGCAAUAUUGAACAAUACAAUACUACACAUUUCAGUGACAAUGAUUGUUUGUCAGAAUAACAAAUACACUAAUUAUAAUAGUAUUACAAAUCAUGAAAUUUAUAUUCAAGAACAAUAAUUGUAAUGUACAUGUUUUAUGAUGUUCUAUCAGACUAUCAUUCUUGACACAUUACAUUAUUUUUACCAUAGUCUCUUAGUAUUCAUAGUAUGUAACAUCUUGUGACUUAUACAUUGAAACAAACCUGUUAAUGAGAAAAAUAAAACAACAUGGCUGAACGAGAAUAA